AUGAAGAGGGAAGGUCGUCAACACGGUAUGGUGUUGACCUACCGUUUUGAGCAAUAUUCCUGGGGGAGAAACAACACGACUCCAUCAUCAUCAUCUCAGGCCGGCCCGCCAUUUACCCGGGCUUCUCAGAACCCCACCAACCAUUCCAAGUUCACCGGAAAGUGCCGAUGGCCCAGGUGUGGCCACUGUCAUACCCACCCGGUCGAAAAGUCAAGGUACAAGGCUAAAGGAACUCAUAAGCUUAAAUGCUCUGAUGUUCUUACGAAUCACAGGUUGGUGAAGUGGCGGGUCGUGGAUUUAAGGCUUGCUCUGGCUCCGGGUUCGGCCGGGUUGAAGUUGACCGGGUCUUCUGCCAGGGAGAUUUUGGACCAUUUGGCCACUGAUGAUUACUAUGAGGAGGUUGAUGGUGAUUUCAGUGAUCAUCUGGGCUAUGGAUACGAUCACGAGCCGGAUUAUGAUUACGGGUAUGAAUAUGGGCCGGAUGAAUUUGAUGGUGAAACUGAUGUUGAUGACGACAGAAUGAGCUUUUGUGACGUAGGAUUCAUCUGGGAAGAUGUGGAGGGACACGGUGGUCGUGGCGGUGGGUGGUGUUUGGUGGAGGAGAUUUGA
Messenger RNA from Oldenlandia corymbosa var. corymbosa, 609 nucleotides. Lineage: Eukaryota; Viridiplantae; Streptophyta; Magnoliopsida; Gentianales; Rubiaceae. The record is from the annotation of a GenBank genome assembly.